Molecule: messenger RNA, 672 nt
Organism: Salvelinus namaycush (lake trout)
Lineage: Eukaryota; Metazoa; Chordata; Actinopteri; Salmoniformes; Salmonidae
Gene: nog3
Product: noggin 3
Exons: 1
Coding region: 1-672 (223 amino acids)
Biological process (GO): negative regulation of BMP signaling pathway; osteoblast differentiation; negative regulation of cell differentiation
Source: RefSeq, a predicted model, not a curated record
AUGGAUAACUCGUACUAUUUUCUGGCCAUGUCCAUGCUGGUUCUGUCCCUCGGGUUAAGGAUUGAGGAGGGCAUGUGCCAACACUACUACCUCCUCCGUCCCAUCCCCAGCGACACUCUCCCCAUAGUGGAGCUCAAAGAGGACCCAGACCCUGUCCUGGAUCCAAAAGAACGGGACCUGAACGAGACCGAACUCAGAUCCACCCUGGGUAGUCACUUCGACCCACACUUCAUGUCCAUUACCCCGCCAGAGGACAAGUACUCGGGCAACGAGGACCUGAGCGACUCGGAGAUACGUCAGAAGCCGUCCGGCGCGAUGCCCAAGGAGAUCAAAGCCAUGGAGUUUGAGAUCCAGCACGGCAAGAAGCACAAGCCCAGUAAAAAACUUAGAAGAAGGCUGCAACUGUGGCUGUGGUCUUACGCCUUCUGUCCAGUUGUUUAUACAUGGAACGACCUCGGGAACAGAUUCUGGCCGCGCUACGUGAAGGUGGGGAGCUGCUACAAUAAGCGUUCUUGUUCCGUCCCUGAAGGGAUGGUUUGCAAACCUGCCAAAUCAGCCCAUUUUACGAUCUUACGAUGGAGGUGCCUGCAGAGAAAAGGAGGUCUGAAAUGCGCUUGGAUACCAAUUCAGUACCCAAUUAUAUCUGAGUGCAAAUGCUCAUGCACGAACUGA